Molecule: messenger RNA, 6412 nt
Organism: Ceraceosorus guamensis
Lineage: Eukaryota; Fungi; Basidiomycota; Exobasidiomycetes; Ceraceosorales; Ceraceosoraceae
Exons: 7
Coding region: 297-6188 (1963 amino acids)
Biological process (GO): protein import into nucleus; mRNA export from nucleus
Cellular component (GO): nuclear pore
Molecular function (GO): structural constituent of nuclear pore
Source: RefSeq, a predicted model, not a curated record
CAUCCUCGCUUUGAGGCGUUUGCUGACAGUCGCGAGUGUUGGACUGCCAGUCAAAUCCCGCUUUCCUCGUCGACACGACCACGCCGAGCAUCUGAUCCUACUGCUGCCGUCUUUAAGCGCAUGUACAGCGACCUCUCGACUUGAUCAAGAACGCGCGCGCAACCGGCGCGAUUGUUUGCCGCUCGAUGACUCAUCGCCUCCACCGUACAUAACAGACCUCAUCGCCUCCACCGUACAUAACAGACCUCACACGGCCUUGCCACAUAGGCCUGUGGCUCCCACUACGAGCCGCAAGCAUGGCGCAAGUCGCGCAGUCUAGCGCGCUUCCGCUCGACUUGCCGGCUGAUCUGGACUUGAUAACUUUGCAAGCACAGAUCCAGGGCGUUCAGCCUGGUACGGAAGCGACACCUGACCGAUUGGCGUGCCCAGAUGGAAGUCUCAUCAUCACGCUGUAUCGCGCUCUGCAACACGCAGCAUACACAUUGGAUCAAGAGCGACAGGAGCGUCAGCACGCUGACGUUGACUCUGAAACUGCUCUGCACACUGCGCAAGCAGCGGCAUCAGAGGCCACACAACGCGCAGAAGCUGCUGAGCAGCGGGCCCUUGCCUCCGAGGAGAAGCUCGUCACCGCUCAGAGUGAGCUGCAUCAAGAGCGAGAGCGCAAAAAUGCGGAAACAAGUUCAGCCGCUCUGCCACAGGCAGGCUCAUCAGAAGCGGAGCGGCGCGUACAAGCUGUGGAAGAGGAGAAGCGUAAUCUCUUGGAGCUGCUUGACCGUGAGAAGCUCGAGAAUGCCAGAAAAGCUGAGGAACUGGAGACUCUAAGCGCUAGGGCACGUGAGACCCGAGCAGAGUUGUCCCGCCUCUCUUCGGACCUCUCAUCUGUGCGCGGCAGCGAAGGCACGCUUCGGUUCAAGACCCAAACUUUGGAACAACAGCUUGAGCUGGCACGCAACGACGCCAGCUGGGCUCAUGGAGAAUUGACUCGCGCCAACGAAGCCGCGAGCGCAGCUCGCACCUCCACGCGCAACGAAAUCAUUCAGUUGCAGGCAGCUCUUGAAAGUGCAACGUCUGCCGGCUCUGCGGCUCAAACCAAGUUAGACACCUUGCAGACUGCAUACAACACCAACCUGCAGAGACUCACUGAGGUUACGGAUAAGCUUGCAGAUACGACAGCUCGAGCGGGUUCUCAAGAAGAGGCUUUCAGAGCCGAGAGCGCUACUCAACAGCGCCUCAUCUCAUUGCUUGAGCGAAGAGCCGAAGAUGCAGAUCGCAGAGCUAAGAAUGUGGAGGAUGAGUGGGAAGAUGUUCUCAGUCGCGCCCGAGACCUUGAGCAAGUCGCUAGAGACGAAGCACGUGAAGAGGCUGACGCAAGACACAGAGCGGAGUCGCAGGUCAGCGAACUGCAAGAAGCGCUCGAUCGCCUAGCAGAAGGUGUCGGCAUCAACUUAGAUCCUGACGCGCUCCGCAGAGAAAGCAGCGCAGGCCCGCAAGGUAGCGAGCGCAGUCUUGCCAACUCGGCGCUCGGCGCAUCAUUCAGCUCUUCGUUCUCGCCUACGGCUGCCCUCGCAUCAAAGGUGCAGCGGAGCGGCAAGUCGUUUAGCGCCGUGUACAGCGACCUCGUGCGCACGCAGGAGGAGCUACGACGCGAGCGCGCAGAAGUUGUUCGACUUGGCACCGUCCUGGAGCAAGUCAUGGCUGACUUGGAGGAUCGUGCUCCCGCGCUACAGGCCCAGCGCGAGGAGGUUCAACGGCUUGCAGCCGAUCUCGAGGAACUUGCGGCUGAAAUGGCUCAAGCUGGUCAGGAACGCGAUGUUGCCCAGCGUUCUGCUAAGCUUGCAAAAGCGGAUGCCGAAGCGGCUCGCAGGGAAGCCGACGUAUCCGCACAGCAAAUAGCCGACUUGGGUCGUCAGGUUCGCAACUUGACGCGAGAAGCUAUCAUUCGAGACGACCCAGCUGCAGCAACACGACUAGAGGAUGAUGGUUCUGACGGGUCAGAGGCGAUCGAAGGUGACACCCAAGCCAUCAUCACCGCAGAACUCGUAACAUUCUCUUCCUUGUCUGGUCUGCUGGCACAAAAUCAACGCCUCUUGCACGCGAUAAGGGAGCUUGGAUCUCAGAAGGAGGCGGAAGAGCAAAAGCGUGCUUUGCAAGCAGAACAAGACGAGAGCGAGGCGGUCGCAGAAGCUCGCAACUUGAUCAUGCGUCUGCAAGAAGAGAUGAAGUCCGAGCGACAAAGGGCCGAGGCUGCUCGUCGCGAACGGGACAUGUUCAGAUCUAUGUGUGCGCGAACCGGAGGUUCCCUCGCAGUCGGUGCCGGCGCAACGGAGAAUGGCGCUGUCUCUGCUCCCAGUACCAAUCUUGCAAGUCAAUAUGCUGAAUUGCAAGGACAAUUCGACACCUUCAGAGACGAGACAGCCCAGGACAUCGAGCGACUCAAGGAAGAUGUACACCGAGCAAGAGAGGAGGCUGGUCGGGCAUCAGUAGAAACCGCGCGCCAGAGAGCGAUGCGAGAGGCUGGCGAAGAACGCUAUCGAACGCUCAACCAGACUUACGAUCUGGCCAGAUCGGAGCUAUCAGAGCUCAGCAAGCGCAACAACGCCAUUCAGGAACAGUUGACUCGUCGCGAGAUUUCUUCACACAGCGCAGAGACUCAGCUUCUGGAGGCCCGCUCGAGUCUCGAACGUCUGCGAAACGAAGCAGCCAACCUGCGCGCUGAGAAGGAACUCCACGCAAGUACACAACAGCGAGUGCUUGAAGAGAAUCGCAACCUCGUUAGUGAGAAGGCCGCCCUCUCAGAUCUAUUGCGCAACGUUCAAGGCAUGCAGAAUGAGCUGGAACGAGCGGGCGGUGAAGCGAGAAGGCGUUUGGAAGCCAGCGUGUCUAGCCUCGAAGAUCAGACAAGAGAUCUCCGCGAAAAGCUCACAAAAGAAGAGGAGAGCUCCCGACAGCUCAAACUUCAGCAUGAGGUCCAGGUCCGCGAUUUGAGCUUACGUCUCGAGAAGGCUGCGACGGAAGGCGCGACGGCGCGGGAGCAUCUUGCUGCCGCCAAAUCCGACGCCAGUCAUCUUGGCACAAGGGUGGACGAUCUCACCAAACAGCUGCAGUCCAAAGAGGGACGCUUAGCAGUCUUCGAGCGUCGCCAUGCACCGUCUUCAUCGACAUCGAUGCUCACUCGCGAACAACAACUCGAGAUCGAAGUCGCAGACCUCCGCGGCAGUCUCAGCACUGUCCAAGUUGAGGCAGAGCAGGCUCGCGACCAUGUCGAGCAGUUCAAAGCCAUCGCGGAAGCCAACGAGGAGGCUCUUGGUGCGCUACAGAAGACGUACGAGGAGUACAAGGCACAGACUGAAGCAGAGCUGUCUCAGAAAGAGUCCGAGAUCACCAGCCGUCGUGAACGCCUGGAUUCCCUACUGUCUGAGCUGAGCUCCUCUCAGCAAGAGUCCACCACCGCUAGACAGGCGCUUGAGACUGCUCAGCGCAUCUUUGCGGAAGAGAAACGUUCACUUGAGGCAGCGAUGGCCGAACUUGGCGGCCUCGAGGAGCGCGUGCGCGCUGAGCAGGAUGAUUCCCGAGAUGAGGCCAGGAAGCAAGCCAAGCUUGCUCGUGAAGCGCAUGCCAAGUACGAGUCCGAGCUUGUUGCUCAUGCCGACGACAUCAGAGCGCUGUCUGCCAUCAAGCAACAGGUAGAAACUGCGCAGAGGGAAGCGAGAGAGGCAAUCACAAUGCGUGAAACUGCUGAGGCGAAUCUGAGCGCGUCUCAGAGCAGCUGGGAAUCUCAGCGCUCCAUUAUCGCCAAGGAGAAGGAAGAGCUGCAAGUUCGCAUGGGGUCGCUCCAGGAGCAGAACACAAUACUGCACCAGCAUCUCGAAAGCGUUAGUGCACAGGCUCGCCAAAUACGACAGGCUGCCGACCAGCUUCCUUCUGGCACCGGAAUCAGUGGAGAUGCAACCACACUCGCGCAGGGUGCGCAAGGAGAGCUACAAGAGGUCAUCAACUACCUACGACGCGAAAAGGAGAUCGUUCAACUUCAGGUCGAACUGCGCGAUCAGGAGAUUGUCCGAUUGCGUCAAAGUCUCGAGCACAGCACUGCGGCUCACAACACUGCUCAAGCACAAUUAGCUGAAGAGCGCGCCCGCGCUAGUUCUGACGGCAGCAGCAGCAAACAUCACGAGGAGCUUCUUGAGAAGGUCAAUCAGCUGAGCAUUCUCCGCGAGAGCAAUGCGACGCUUCGCGACGAGGCCGAACGUGCCACAAGCAAGGCUGCGCAACUCGAGUCGCAACUCAACGCUCGCAAUGCCGAGCUAGAGCCUUUGCGAGAACAAUUACGCAUUACGCAGGUGGAGCUCGAAGCGAAGGAAGGUCAGCUUCGCAUCAUUCAAGAGGAUAACAAGCGAUGGCAGGCACGAGCGCAGAGCAUUCUUCAACAGUACAACCGCGUCGAUCCCGAAGAUAUCGCCAAGCUUGAAGAGCGGGCGAAGGCUGCCGAGAAAGCUGUCGAAGACGAGAAGGAGAAAGCCCGUGCUUCCUCGAGCGAUGCCGCGGAAGAGUUGCAGAAGCAAACCCAAGCACUUGACAAAGCCAAGGCUGAUCUCACUACGGCGGAGGAGAAAUUCGGGCGCCUCAAGCAGCAGACGCAGGAGCGCCUCCGGACAUCGGACAGUCAGAAGCGAGAAGCGCAGGCCGAAGCCAACCAGCUAAGAGCCACCGCAUCGCGCGUCGCUGCAGCGGAGGCUUUGGAAAACGCGAAUGAAGAAUUCAAGGCCCAGAAUGAACAGCUACAAACACAGCUGAAAUCUCUCGAAGAGUCGUCGGCGAUGCUUCGCUCUGAGGCGGAGAGUUUGAAACAGCGUCUUGAAGAAGCUAGUAAACCGGAUCCUAAUCCAAGCGAUGCGGUCGCGCAGCAGGCAGCCGGGCCAUCUACAGAUGAGGCCGUCACAAAGGCUAUUCAAGAAGCUCGUGUUUCUUGGGACGCAGAGAAGCGCGAGUUGGAGGCCGCCAAAGCCCGCAGCGAAGAACUCCAUCGUGAGCUGUCCGCCAAGCAUCAAGAGUCACAGACAGCACUGGAGACAGCGCAGCGAGCAUUCGGCGAACAAGCAGCAAAAAUUCGUGCAGAGUGGGAAGCUAAUCACGUUUCCGAGAUUGAACAAGCAGCUGCAAAGCGCGCGUCUCAGGGACAAAAUGCUCCCUCGGCCGGUGCAGCCAAAGUUGAUGAAGCUGAGGAAGGCGAGGCGGAUGCUGAAAGAGGGUUUCCGAGCGCAGUCGCCUCCGCGCGCGUCGCGGAGCUCCAAGCUGCUCUCGAUGCUGCCAAUACAAGGAUCGCAGAGCUUCAGGCAGAGCUCGACGCUCUCAAAUCAUCGCUGAAUGGCUCAGGCCCUGAUCAAAAAGUCAUUGACGAUCUCAAACAGGCGCACUCGGAAGCACUCGAGCAACAAGAGUCGCACCUCGCGCAGCUUUACGCCAAACGCCAACAACAAGCCAUUGACGUCGCACUCAAGAAACGAGGACAGCAAUCGAUCCCCUCUGACGUUCAGCAAACCAUCGAGGCACGUGUAAAGGAGGGUGUCGAGCAAGCAGAGAAGCAAUGGCAAGAACAGCACAAGGAGGUGCUUGAAGCAAGGUAUCAAGCAGGCAAGAGCGAAGCCAAUCUAAGAAACGAAGUUGUCGUCAAACUCCGUGACAAGAAGAUUGCUUCGCUCACCACACAGCUUGCUGAAGCCAAGGGAGAGCCACUGCCCGCUACCACGAGCACGCAAAGCAGCCAAGUUUUAGCUUCGAGCGCUGAGGGCGCGACAUCUUCGACAGCUCCAGCUGCGAUGCCUGCAUCCAUGGCGGCGGUCGUUACUUCCGCGCCUGUCGAAGCAGCUGAAAGCGCGAGCUCCACUGCAUCGGCUGCCUCGAAUGGCCAAGCUGUCGCAGCACCGUCUGCAUCUGCAUCUUUGCCCGUUGCGCCAGCAGCUGUGCGCGGUCGAGGCGGUGGGCCUGCCCGAGCUACGACCAUCAUCCGUGGAGGCCGAGGAGGCAGAGGCGGAGCAAACCCCGCGGGUAGUGCCACCGGGAAAAGAGCAGCGGAAGAAGGCUCCAACAAUGGCACCACAACUUCCAAGCGUGCUCGACCUGUCGGUGGAACAAUCCCUAUUCGUGGCUCUCGAGGAGGAAGAGGAAGAGGUGGAGGAGGCUCCACAGAGUAAAGUGAACUUUCAUGUCGGCUGCCACAAGCAUCAGUUGAUUCGACUCAAAUCGUACAAAGCAAGGUUGUACUGCGGUGUUCAUUCGAAUGCCCUUUUCAAUGUAUCCUUUCGAUCCAGAUGUCUGCGCGAGCUGUCACGCGGAGGCUUGCUCGAGAGAGACGGGCGAGUGAAUGAAGGGCUGGAGUGCCCCUGUGACCAUUCGGCUCGACAAUAAAUAGAAGUGA